AGUCUCAAGAAACAAACAGCUUUCGUUGUCAACCCUGCAUCCCCAGAAAAACAGCUGGUCCCAAGUCCCAAUCAGACCGACGUCGUCCCCUCCACAACCAAAGUGAAAUGAAACCCCCUCUUCCCGAGUCCCAGCUCCAAUCCAUCUCAUUGCGUUCGCCCCAUGUCCAGUACUAGUACUACGUUCUCCAAUAACCUUACCCCCCGCCGUUUCCCCAUCACAAAUCCAUGAGCAAAAAUCUCCUCCACGCGCGAGCAGGAGCGGCGGCUGCUUCUCGUCUCGACUACGUUAAUCUCCCCAAUCAAACCCUAACUCUACGCCCGCCUAGCUAGCAGCUUGCUCGAUCGACUCCAUAUACUAUCGAGAUUUGAGGAGGCCGGCCAUGGGCACCGCCGAGAGAGACGCCGCGCGCGGCGGCAAGCCUGAUGGGGGCAUCGACUCGUUCUCGCAGCUGCCGUUCAUCCGCCCGGCGGCACGCGGCCAGAAGCCGCCGCCGCCGUCGAGCUCCUCCUCUAGCCCGGUAAUUCCCAUCCGGCUGUUCGGGUUCGACGUCCCGCCAGAAGCUGCUGCUGCCGCGGCAUCCCGGCGCGAAGUAGCAGCCGUGCAAGAAGCUGAUAAAGACAGAGCCGCCGCCGCCGUUGAUGACGAAGACGCGGCCUCCCAUUCCCACUCCCAAACGGCGGGUGCAGGCGGCAGGAAGUUCGAGUGCCACUACUGCUGCCGGAACUUCCCGACGUCGCAGGCGCUGGGGGGACACCAGAACGCGCACAAGCGGGAGCGGCAGCACGCCAAGCGCGCCCAGUUCCACUCCGCCAUGGCCAUGCACCACCGCCACGGCCACGCCCACUACUACCACGCGCUCUCGGACACCGCGGCGUACCACCACCGCUUCUCGCCCGUGCCGCCGCCGCACUACCCGUCGUGGGCCGGCGCCGCCGCCAGGUCGGCCUCGUCCUACUACAGCGGGCCUGGGUCCAUCUCGCAGCCCAUCAACGGCAGCCCGGUGGCUCCUACAGGGCUUGGCUGGCGUGCUGUCCCAACCGUGGGGACGACGAUGCAGCUGGCCGCCGCCGCGCGACGUCAAGAACUGCCGCCGGCGCCGGGGAAUACUACUAGUACUAUGUCGUUGGCCGGAGGAGAUCAGGAGCCGGUGAUUGUGGUGGGACGGCCUGUCGGAUCGACGUCGUUCUCGGCGCCGUCGACCUCCUCCUCCUCGUCGUCGUCAGCUUCGCCGCACGAGCGGCGCCGCGUGCUCCAGCCGGAGCGUAAAGAGAAUGUGAGUCUGGAUCUGAGCUUGUAGGGUGUUGGGACUUGGGAAAUGAUGCUCUCGCUGUGUCAGCCUGCCUCAGCAUGAUUGUUUCUUACAAAACAAAAAGGCAUUUUUUUUUUCUGUUCCCUGUCUCAUGUUUGGAUUUGCUACGGUCAGAGGCUAAUACCAAAUUACCAAUCAUGCUCCCGGCGCGUCUAUGCGCACUAGCUUGUGAAUUGUUGCAGAUGGCUUACUGGAAGAUCUGGCCUUUUAGCACGCUUUUGGCUAUUUAAUUCUAGAUUACUUCUGUGUUCUCAUUUCUGAAAGCCCUGAAUCCUUAGUUACUUUCCUUUCAUCCUAAAUGGAAUACGACAUGACGUUUAAGUGGCUACCUUUUUCUGUCUAGCUAGUAAAUUCCAGUAGUACUUUUAGUAGGACGACGUCCUUGUCUGAAAGGAAAUGUUAUGUGUCUUGGUCCCA
This is a messenger RNA of Brachypodium distachyon (stiff brome), 1729 nucleotides long. Its product is annotated as zinc finger protein 8. Gene Ontology annotation, biological process: trichome morphogenesis; response to gibberellin; trichome differentiation. The coding region runs from base 383 to 1300 and encodes 305 amino acids. Gene Ontology annotation, molecular function: DNA-binding transcription factor activity. The transcript has a single exon. The record is from RefSeq and is a predicted model, not a curated record. NCBI's taxonomy places the organism in Eukaryota, Viridiplantae, Streptophyta, Magnoliopsida, Poales, Poaceae.